Messenger RNA from Amoebophrya sp. A120, 413 nucleotides. NCBI's taxonomy places the organism in Eukaryota, Dinophyceae, Syndiniales, Amoebophryaceae. The record is from the annotation of a GenBank genome assembly.
AGGGUCUUUUUGGAUACUAUCUCCUUAUGCAAUUCCAAUUUCCAGUUUUGUUGUCUGUUGAAAAAGAGAGCUCUCUUGUUGCAGAACGCAAACAAUCCAUGUUAUGGCCAUAGCUGGCCAAAACGCGUUUUUCCAGAUAUUCAAUCCAAAUGGAGUUGCGAGUGAAAGAGUGCGUGGCUUCAGCCUCGAGCGAGCCCGACCUGGAUGGCAGAUAGACGCCCCUCGGUCGGCUCAAGCAAGGUCAUCGGAGUAGUUCCUUUAUUCUUCUGCACGGUGACGUUAGUAGUACUCAGUUGUCCGCGUCCACUGUGGCACAUUAUAAUUUUGUUACAUCUAGCACCGACAUCGAGCGGGUAAAUUGUCGGCCUCCAAAGCCGACUUGUGCUGUGAGGGUGUCGAUGACGGAGUGUGAG